AUGUCACAUAAUGAAAAUCCUGUAGUUCCUGUUAAAAGAAGCAGGAAAGAAGGAAAGUCUGAUGAAAAUGAUGACGGUGUUUUAAAAGAUGAUGCAGCAAGCGCGGUUAAUAAAGAAUGGAUAGAAAAACUUCAACAACUUUUAUGUUGUCCGGUUUGUUAUGAAAUGAUAAGGCCGUCGGUUGAUAUAUGUAGCAAUGGACAUUCUGUAUGCGUUAAAUGCAGAUGUCGAUUAAGUCAAUGUCCGAUAUGUAGUGCGGAUUUUGUUAAGGCGAAGAACAUAAUGUUAGCACAAAUAGCAGAAUAUGUUAAAUAUCCUUGUCCGAACACGAUUGGUGGCUGCGAAGAGGUUUAUUAUUUAAGAGACGAAGAAACACAUUUGAAAAAAUGCGGGUACAUUGUUCACAGGUGUAAAAUAGAUAAUUGCGAUUGGAUAGGUAAAAAAGACGAAUUGAAAUCGCACGUUGAAAAUUUACACCAGGAAGAUAUAUGGAAAAAAGAAUGGAAUUUUGCGGGUUCGAGAAAAUUCGAACAUAACGACACGUCAUCGGACGAAUUUGGUAAAUUGUUGGUCAUUGAAAAAGAACUUUUUUGGAUGCUCUCGAAUUACGAUUGCGAAAAGAAAAAAUUAUACAAGAGUUUUCAAUAUAUCGGACCCAAGGAAGCGGCGAAAAGAUUUAAUUAUCAAAUUUGUUUAAAAUCAUCCGACGAUCGUAGGCAAUUCUUAUUUAAAUCCACAAUGGAUGACGAUAAUAGAAACGGAAGUGACGCAUUUGAAUCCCCUAAUUGCACGGUCAUCGAUUUCAGCGUAUUAAAAUCAUUUUCAACGUAUAGUCCGGAAAAUAAAUUAAAAUAUCUUUACACUAUAACUAGAUUAUGA
This is a messenger RNA of Pediculus humanus corporis (human body louse), 879 nucleotides long. Its product is annotated as ubiquitin ligase sia-1, putative. The coding region runs from base 1 to 879 and encodes 292 amino acids. Gene Ontology annotation, biological process: multicellular organism development; proteasome-mediated ubiquitin-dependent protein catabolic process. Gene Ontology annotation, molecular function: ubiquitin conjugating enzyme binding; ubiquitin protein ligase activity; zinc ion binding. Gene Ontology annotation, cellular component: cytoplasm. The record is from RefSeq and is a predicted model, not a curated record. NCBI's taxonomy places the organism in Eukaryota, Metazoa, Arthropoda, Insecta, Psocodea, Pediculidae. The transcript is spliced from 4 exons.